Molecule: messenger RNA, 525 nt
Organism: Penicillium arizonense
Lineage: Eukaryota; Fungi; Ascomycota; Eurotiomycetes; Eurotiales; Aspergillaceae
Exons: 1
Coding region: 1-525 (174 amino acids)
Source: RefSeq, a predicted model, not a curated record
AUGGCCCCAUCCGCAGACCCUAUCCCCGCGCCCACUCUCGCCAGUGGGUUCCCUCCUCCGACCCAUCCCGAUCGCCUGCGUGUCGACCGCAGCACCAAAGCCUUUGGAAGCGGAGCUUACUCUCUGGUUGAUCUCCCCGCUGGCGCCGUCUUCGCCAAGAUCACUACGGCCACUCCCGGCACGAAAGCCUACACCAGCGUGCAGACUGGCCCCGACACCCACAUUGAGCUCAAUUCCGACUUGGUCUACUGCAACCACUCUUGCGCGCCAUCGCUGAACUUCGAUAUGGGGCGUAUGGAGGUGCGCGUCGUGGAUGAUCGGCCAUUGAAGGUCGGCGACGCCCUUACCUUCUUCUACCCCAGCACCGAGUGGGACAUGGAUCAGGCAUUCCAAUGCACCUGUGGAGCGGGUGACGGAGUCUGCAGAGGCUGGAUCUCUGGAGCCAAGACCAUGUCACCAAAGGAAUUGGAUGGCUACUGGCUCAAUGACCACAUUGCGACUUUGUGCAGGGAGAAGGGCAACUAA